This is a messenger RNA of Chelmon rostratus (copperband butterflyfish), 1121 nucleotides long. RefSeq lists its product as uncharacterized. Gene Ontology annotation, biological process: response to bacterium. The transcript has 5 exons. The record is from RefSeq and is a predicted model, not a curated record. The coding region runs from base 15 to 1058 and encodes 347 amino acids. Lineage: Eukaryota; Metazoa; Chordata; Actinopteri; Chaetodontiformes; Chaetodontidae.
ACAGCAGUUCGAACAUGAUGGCAUCUCCAGUGCUUGCUUUCUAUCUCACGUAUCUGUUGUUGGGGAGCGUGGCUCAGAUGACUAAUCUGAAAUUCUCCUCAUCUGUUUAUCAAGAGCAAGGUUUUGUGUCAGUUAGGACUGGGGACAACUUGACAUUGCGAUGUUUCUAUAACAACAAUAUUGCUGCAAGGUAUUACUGGUAUAAACAAACUCUGGGACAAAAACCAAAGCUCAUCUCCACCUUCUACAUUUAUGAUAAAAAUUUUACUUUUUAUGAUGAAUUCAAGAACAAUCCACGCUUCACACUGCAGACUGACAGUAAACAUCACUUGAUAAUCACAGAUUUGCACAUUUCAGACUCAGCUACUUACUACUGCAUGAACUGGUAUUUGUACAAGUUGGAAAUUUCAGACAGCAUUGUUGUCAGUGUAAAGGGUUCAGGUGUGAACAUCCCAGCUUUGGUCCAUCAGUCAGCAUCUGACACCAUCCAGCCAGGAGGCUCUGUGACUCUGAACUGUACAGUACACACUGGGACCUGUGAUGGAGAACACAGUGUUUACUGGUUCAAAAACUCUAAAGAACCUCAUCCAGGACUCAUUUACACCCAUGGAGGCAGGAAUGAUCAGUGUGAGAGGAAACCCGACACACAAACACACACCUGUGUCUAUAACCUGCCAAUGAAGAGCCUGAAUCUGUCUCAUGCUGGGAUCUACUACUGUGCUGUUGUCUCAUGUGGACACAUCGUGUUUGGAAACGGGACCAAGCUGGACUUUGAAGAUGAGGGUGACUGGGUGUAUUUCUGGAACGGAGCUUUGGCAUUCACCACCGCCCUCGCUGUUUUACUGGCUUUCUCACUGGCCCUGAUGAAUAAGUCAAACAGCUGCCAGUCUUCAGAGUCUCAAGCCGGAAGUUCAGCACCGUCCACAGCAAAUGCAGAGGGUUACCAAAACGCUGACAUCCUCUAUUAUGCUGCUUUAAGCGUAAACCUACCCAAGAGAUCAAGAAGACAGAGGGAUCAAACAUGGAGCGAGUGUGUGUACUACAGCAUAAAGCAGUAGACCUGCACUUAUUACAUUUGUACUUCUGAAUAAGAAAGGAUUUUCUGAAUGCCUCUUUUCAGG